Brachypodium distachyon (stiff brome) is the source of this 1253-nucleotide messenger RNA. RefSeq names its product peroxidase 1. Gene Ontology annotation, molecular function: heme binding; peroxidase activity. The coding region runs from base 82 to 1083 and encodes 333 amino acids. The transcript is spliced from 2 exons. Lineage: Eukaryota; Viridiplantae; Streptophyta; Magnoliopsida; Poales; Poaceae. Gene Ontology annotation, cellular component: plant-type cell wall; plasmodesma. The record is from RefSeq and is a predicted model, not a curated record. Gene Ontology annotation, biological process: response to oxidative stress; hydrogen peroxide catabolic process.
AAGAUCGAGCAUCAUCUUCAUCCAUCCAUUGAAUCUUCAACUCCUAGAGCUCGAUCGCAAGCUCGAUCAAAGCUCACGGCCAUGGCGUCUUCUUCUUCCUCCAGCAGAACCACGAUCCUCCUGCUAAUGGCGGCGGCGGCGGCGAGCCUCCUCUGCCUGGCGCAAGCAGAGGAGUCGCCGCUGAAGCAGGACUUCUACAGCGAGACGUGCCCUGGCGUGGAGGAGCUGGUGCGUAAGGAGCUGAAGAAGAUCUUCGCCGACGACUCCACCAUCCGGGCGGGGCUCCUCCGGCUGCACUUCCACGACUGCUUCGUCCGCGGCUGCGACGCGUCCCUGAUGCUCGACUCCCACAACGGCACCGCCGAGAAGCACGCCGACCCCAACCUCACCGUCCGCGGAUACGAGGUCAUCGAGGCCCUCAAGCUCAAGGUCGAGGCCGAAUGCCCCCUCGUCGUCUCCUGCGCCGACCUCAUGACCAUCGCCGCCCGCGACGCCGUCAAAUUCAGCGAUGGUCCGGACUACCCGGUGGAGACAGGGCGUCGGGACGGCAACAUCUCCAUGGCAGCCGACGCGAAGCGCGACCUGCCGCCGGCGGACGGCAACGUGACCGUCCUCACAAAGUACUUCGCCGCCAAGAACCUCACAAUGAAAGACCUCGUGGUCCUCUCCGGCGCGCACACUCUGGGCGUCGCCCACUGCCCGUCCUUCUCUGGCCGCGUGCACAACCACACCGGCGCCGGGGACGCCGACCCGGCGCUGGACGCCGGCUACCUGGCCAAGCUCAACGCCACCUGCGGGCCGGCGAACGUCGCCAGCGUCGUGCCGCUGGACGCGGCCACCACGGACAAGUUCGACCUGGGGUAUUACCAGUCGGUGCGUGGCCGGAAGGGGCUGCUGGGCUCCGACGACGCGCUCAACCAUGACAGCCUCAUGGGCGCCUAUGUCGAGCUCAUGAACAAUGCGUCGUCGCUUGACACAUUCUUCCAAGACUUUGCUGUGUCCAUGGUUAAGAUGGGCAGGGUCGGCGUGCUCACCGGAGAAGAAGGCGUGAUCAGGGAGAGCUGCACAAUCUUCGUCGACUGAUCGCCCAAUUAGUUUUGCCAAUUUCUUUCUUUUCUGCUGCCUCUCGUCGAUUGAUGCUAAUAUAUGAUGAUGCACCGGCUUUGUUUCCAAUUUCUUUUUUUGUUGCUUGUAAUGCUUUAUCAUUGGUGGCUUUUUGGAACAUUAAUUCGUUAUUUCUUGAUUCUAAUUAA